AUGGACAGGGAUUCAACUUUUGACAAGACUGAGGGUCAAGCCAGCGGCAACCCUUAUUAUACACCUCGCCAGCACAGCUUUCCAGAAUUUGCCUACUGCACUUCUUCUGUUAGAUCUGAUAAUUCGCCAAAGAAAGAGCACGCGUGUAAGCAAUGCUCACCUGCCCAGUCGGACACGUCUGUCUGGAAGAAUGCAUUUGAUCCUAUCCCAACAGUUGAGGAGGCGAGCACUGCUGAUGACUCCCAUGAGACUGCAUCUGACCAUAUUGAGUAUAAACUUAUCGUAGAGGCCGCUUCUUCAGUCGGCGAGGAAGAUGACGAAGUAUCUUCUGGUCAAGAUUUCAAUGAGUUUGAUGAAACUAUCCGGAACAAUUCUUUUCAUGAUACACUGCCCAUUCAGCCUCUCAUAGACGGCAUCGCUGUCUAAAACUUGAUAAUCACCAGCAUGCUUACACAAGGCAUCACCACACUUUCACUUGAGCCUAGUGAUUAAGAUCCUGAAUGAGAAGAUUUGUGGAAAUGAACCUUUUGGGAACAAAAUGUAUGAACGUUGGAUGCAUGUGCAUCGACCCCUGGACGGCUGGGUCCGGGUGAUGAGAAGUUGAAAUAAGCUCGGUUACGAGAAAUGAUCAUGAUUUGUAUGAAGGAGGAUUAUGAUUGUAUGACAAGCGCUCUUUUGGUAAAACUUGCUAUUGUAUUAUUAGAAAUAGAAUGACUUAAUGCCUG
Messenger RNA from Fusarium odoratissimum NRRL 54006, 725 nucleotides. RefSeq lists its product as uncharacterized. Bases 1 to 426 code for a protein of 141 amino acids. The transcript is spliced from 2 exons. NCBI's taxonomy places the organism in Eukaryota, Fungi, Ascomycota, Sordariomycetes, Hypocreales, Nectriaceae. The record is from RefSeq and is a predicted model, not a curated record.